Molecule: messenger RNA, 3871 nt
Organism: Bombus terrestris (buff-tailed bumblebee)
Lineage: Eukaryota; Metazoa; Arthropoda; Insecta; Hymenoptera; Apidae
Gene: Tdh
Product: L-threonine 3-dehydrogenase, mitochondrial
Exons: 5
Coding region: 2762-3871 (369 amino acids)
Biological process (GO): L-threonine catabolic process
Molecular function (GO): L-threonine 3-dehydrogenase activity
Source: RefSeq, a predicted model, not a curated record
CUUAAAUACCAGUCCCACAUCUUCUGAAAAAAUGAUUUAAUCUCUAACGCGCAACCAACAAUUUUUCCUUCUUUUUAAAUUGUAAAAGCGUAACACGCGUUCGUUUCUUUGUAAAACUGGUCGUGAUCAUCGAGUGUUAAACCGCCCUUGGAUGUCACGGUAUUUUCUAUGCGUAAACCAAAGGACGCACGGUAGAUAUAUGUGUAUACUUGCUGUCUACACGUCACGGUUGUAGACGACAAAAUUAAUGCUUCGUACCGUAAGCAAAGCUAAAGACCGCUAGGACAAUCUUUCCCCGCAAUAAUUACCAUCGCCACAAAAUUACACGACAUAGCUACAUUAUAUCUCUCGCGACCAAAUGAAAAUGUUUGUAUUAACUGCAACAAACAGCAUAGUGUUCCAAAAUCACGAACGAUGCUUAAAUAUACUUCGACGUCUUAUCGUGUCGUCGAACUACUUAAAGAAUGGAGCAUUGAAGUAAAGCACUGACUUAAGGGAAUCGAUACGGAAGAGGAAAGUCUUUUUACUCUAUCUGAUAGAAUGAAAACAAAGGUGUUCUUCGAGGAUAGUGUCACGGGUGACCACGUGUGUUUCAUAAUGCGCCUUCCGUAAGUAGGAACAAUCGGACGACCUGGAAAAGCAGUCAGACAUAAAGAAUGUCGAUAUCACGGUGAUCAUUAAUAAAGAAAGGUUUAAUUAAAGAUCCAUGUGUCGGUUGAAAAUGCCGAUUUAUACCUCGUACUUCGUUGAAAAUUUAAGGGAGCAAAUCAGAAUUGAGGUAUACAGGUCGUUACACUCGCGUGAUUGCAUUUGCAUUGCUCCAAACUAGACUAUCUGAUUGUUAGGAAAUCGCUUUUCAUCGUUCAGUGAACUUUCAAAUUAAACUAUUGAAUUCGACUUGAUACUAAACAAGCGAGUCUUUUCUAUGGACAUUCCCUGACAAAACGGGUCUUCGCGUGACUCGAGCUGAUUCUGCAAACAGUUGACAUAAUCCUUCGUUGUAUGGUCUACUAGUGGUAAAUUACAAUGUGUACAAUCGAUACAGGUGCAGCACCUCUUCUAUUGCAAUCAUUAUCGUCUAUAACUACGAUCGAAUCACAGCGAUCGUAUGUGAUACUAGUGAAAGUGAUAUAGCUACGCUUCUUUCGUUUCCUUCCUUGGCUCUGUUUCUCUUUAAACCACAUCAAGUGUAACUACAUGGAAUUAUGCGACUUUAAAAUUGGUUGCAAGCGAAUUGAAACAACGUCGAAUAAUAAGAACAAUGUUAUUCCAUACAUAUAUGUAUUCGUUAUUAUCCACGACGAAAUUAUUCUUUGACGCGAUGAUCUGAAAAAGUGAAACUAUCCAACCCUUCUGUCUGUUCGAUCAUUCCUACCUUUUGACUCCGUUUAACUCGCCAAAAGUCUCGACUUAUUUCUGCGAAUGGGAACGUUCUCUUCCUCUUGGGAUUUCGAUGGUUUCCAUAAAACUGUACUAUCUUGAGCAAGAGAUUAAACAGCACUGUUUGUUCACAAAUAAAAAGAAUAACACGUCGCGUGUUUUGGCGUUGUUUCGAAAAGCUAGAGCGUCGGUGCGCUCGUUACGAACAGAUACGGGCUAACUACACGAAGAAGUUUUGUGCAAAGCGUGCUGAUGCACAAAGUCGAGGGGAGAAGAUGACUGUGGCGUGGGUGAUGGCGAGCGAGACGAAAAGAGAAUUGCGAAGUGCCGUGUCCAACCACCGUGAAGGCACGCUUCCAGGAAAUUCUUCCCUUUCCAUCAAAUCUUUACCAUACGUAUCAAAUUUGACAAAUUUCAGAUUUAAGAUCACUCGUUUUUAAAUGUUUUUGCACUUCGAGCAUGCCAAAAGAUUUUCAAGAAGCUACGAUUAAUUUACAAUUAUAGAGGAUAUUUCAUAAGCGUUGGAAAGAUCCAGUAAAAUUGAAGCUUGAAAGAAAUUAAUAUUUCCGUACUACUUGAUUUUAUUCUCUUACUGUAAAUAAAUUCUGUUUAUCAUGGUGUUCGACAAUUCUUCGACUUAAAUCGACAAGAAUCACGAUUUCCAUGAUUUUUCUAGGAACGUGCAGCUAAAUGUGUUCCAGUCCAGAUGACACGAGUUCCGUCUUCUCUUAUUCACUUUUUUUUUUAAAUGCAGGAAACAUGCAUUAGUUAGAUUCGAAAUAUGUAAUACUGCAGAAAAUUUCCAUUCGUCUCUAGCUAAUCGGUAUGCGAUUAUCAUUCAUUCAGAACUGGUAUCUGAAUAGUUGAAUACAUAAAAAAGUGAAUUGCUUUUGACAUGUACGUCUGCCUGAAAGAUACAAUUUCCAAGUAUUGGAAACAUAUAGUUAAAGAACACAUAGUAAUACUUCAUUUCUAUUAAUAAUCGAUAAAUUUUUGUAAAAUUAAUGGCAGAUUGCGGAGACGAACAGGCGUCUUAUUCGGUUAGAUUUAUCAUUGAUCAGGGAGUUCUGUACUUAGUGAUGCACCAACACAAGUUAAAGAACUAAUCCGUGUUACAACUGGUUUCUCUAUAAUAUUGCGUGAUUAUGCGUGCCUGUGGCAUUUGUGUAUCGUGAUCGAGCCGAGAAAGGUGCCCAAUUUUCCAUGGUUCUUUGAGAAUCACGUCUUUUUGUGCGGAUAAAAAUUUCUUCCUCGAGCUAUUUUCCUUUUUGAGUUCGUAUGAGUCUGCUGUAAUCGACAAAACAUAUAGAAGUAAUUUUCUUUCGAUAAGAAGAACCAUCGCUUCUUCCGUCAUAAAAAUUUUUCUUUCGAAUCCCAAGAUAUGUGGUGCAAGAAUUUCUCAAAAACUUCUCAGUGGUUCGCAAGAAAUACUUUAAAACAUUAUCACAUUACGAACAAUUGUGCGUCGCGGGAAAUUAGAAAAACUGGGAUCAAUAGAUCGUAUACUACCGAAAGACCACCGAGGAUACUUAUUACUGGUGGUCUCGGGCAACUGGGUACUGAGUGUGCGAAACUACUUCGUAAAAAUUAUGGAAGCGAAAACGUGAUAUUAUCUGACAUAAUCAAGCCGACAGAAGAAAAUUUAUCCAACGGACCGUUCAUUUUUGCUGAUAUCCUCGAUUUUAAAGGGCUUCAAAAAAUUGUGGUCAAUUACAGAAUCGACUGGCUAAUUCAUUUUAGCGCUCUUCUUAGCGCUGUAGGCGAGCAGAAUGUUCCCCUAGCAGUGAGAGUGAAUAUAGAAGGAAUGCACAAUGUGAUUGAACUGGCAAAGCAGUAUAAAUUAAGAAUAUUCAUUCCAUCAACAAUCGGAGCCUUCGGACCAGAUUCACCACGGAAUCCUACUCCAAAUGUAACUAUUCAGCGUCCACGAACAAUUUAUGGUGUUAGCAAAGUCCAUGCUGAAUUAUUAGGUGAAUAUUAUCAUCACAGAUUCGGGCUUGACUUCCGCUGUCUUCGAUUUCCUGGAGUCAUUAGCAGUGACCCACCAGGUGGUGGUACCACAGACUACGCAGUUGCAGUUUUCCAUGAAGGAUUAUUUGCUAAAAAAUACGAAUGCUAUUUAGAACCUUAUACCAGAUUACCAAUGAUUUAUAUUGAGGAUUGCUUAUCAGCACUUUUUCAGUUUUUAAACGCUCCAAACGAGCAAUUACAAAGAAGAGUAUACAAUGUUACCGCCAUGAGUUUCACACCUGAAGAAUUAUUUAAUGAACUUAAAAAGCACGUACCUGAUUUAAAGAUUUCGUAUAAGCCGGACGCAAGACAAUAUAUUGCUGAAAGCUGGCCUCAAGUUUUUGAUGAUAGUGAGGCGCGUCGGGACUGGGGUUGGCGACAUAAAUACAACCUGGAAAAACUCGUAGAAUCAAUGAUUCGCGAUGUGAAAAAAAAUAUGUCAAACAAAAGAUCAUUAAAGGAGGUCAACAGUUAUGUAUAA